Messenger RNA from Serpula lacrymans var. lacrymans S7.9, 2759 nucleotides. RefSeq lists its product as uncharacterized. Gene Ontology annotation, cellular component: DNA replication factor A complex; nucleus. Gene Ontology annotation, molecular function: single-stranded telomeric DNA binding; damaged DNA binding. NCBI's taxonomy places the organism in Eukaryota, Fungi, Basidiomycota, Agaricomycetes, Boletales, Serpulaceae. The record is from RefSeq and is a predicted model, not a curated record. The transcript is spliced from 9 exons. Gene Ontology annotation, biological process: nucleotide-excision repair; DNA replication; meiotic cell cycle. The coding region runs from base 35 to 1840 and encodes 601 amino acids.
GUCGCGUUGUGUUGCUUCUCAGACCAUAACCACCAUGUCGCAACUUUCAGCUGGCAUUUGUCUCCGCCUACAUGAAGCAGCCCCAGGUGAUAUCGAAACACUUGGUUCUGGCUAUACCGUCCAGCUGUUAUCAAUCAAGAAAGUGACACCUACUGCUACUGCUUCAAACCCAGCUAUGGACAGGUUUCGCAUCAUUAUAUCUGAUGGCGUGCAUUUCGUGCAGGCGAUGUUAGCUACUCAGCUGAACCGCCUUGUAUACGAUAAUGAGAUCGGCAAAAAUACUGUUGCCAUCAUUGAUAAGUUGACCUGCAAUUUCGUCCAGGAUAAGCGUUUGAUCAUUAUCCUCGAUCUACGAGUAGUUUCAACAAACGAGGAUAAGAUUGGCAAUCCUAUCUCCCCAGUAAACUUGCCUGCUUCUGAACAGGUUUCUGCCUCGCCUGUGCCCGAGGCCUCAACUUCUAACGCCUCUAUCCCUCAAACGAAGCCCCAACCAAGCCGCCAGAACCAAGCUGCAAAAGGUGGUCGACAGAACUCCAUUUACCCUAUUGAGGGUCUAAGUCCUUACCAAAACAACUGGACCAUUAAAGCUCGUGUAACACAAAAGUCUGAGAUCAGAACAUGGUCCAAUCAACGGGGCGAGGGGAAGUUGUUCAACGUUACCCUAAUGGACGAGUCUGGUGAAAUUCGGGCUACCGGUUUCAACGCUGUUGUUGACGAACUUUACGAAAAACUGGAAGAGGGAAAAGUAUAUCUCAUAUCCAAGGCCAGGGUCAAUCUUGCGAAGAAGAAAUUCUCUAAUGUCCAAAAUGACUAUGAGCUUAGUCUUGAAAAACAUACUGAAGUGGAAGAAUGCUUGGAAACAUCGGGCUUGCCAAUGAUCAAGUAUAACUUCAUUUCACUUUCAGAGCUGGAAGCACAACCUAAGGAUUCAACUUGCGAUGUUGCUGCUAUUGUCAAAGAAGUUGGCCCCCUUGGUGAAAUCGUCUCGAAGACCAACCGAACGAUCCCCAAGCGCGAACUUACGAUUGUGGAUAAAUCUGGAUUUUCAGUCCGACUCACGCUUUGGGGAAAACAGGCAGAACAAUAUAAUAGCGAAGGGCAUCCCGUCAUCGCAUUCAAAGGUGUCAAAGUAGGGGACUUUGGAGGACGUUCCUUAUCCAUGAUAAGCACCAGUAUGAUGAGUAUUGAUCCUGACAUCGAUGAGUCGCAUCUCCUGCGAGGUUGGUAUGAUUCUAUCGGGGUUGAGCAAGCAUUCCAAUCGCACUCCAAUGCCAAUUCUUCGAUGGGGAUGUCUACUGUAUUCAAUCGCUCUGAAAUGCGCCAUCUCAGUGAUGUAAAAGAAUCGCAACUGGGAAUGUCGGACAAGACAGACUUUUUCUCAUGCCGGUCAACCAUCAUGCAUAUCAAGGGCGAGAACAUAUCGUACCCCGCUUGUCCCACUCAAGGAUGCAAUAAAAAGGUGACUGACAUCGGUGACGGGUGGAGGUGCGAGAAAUGCGAAAAGACCUUUGAACGUCCUGAACAUCGAUAUAUUAUAUCGUUGGCUGUGGCUGAUUGGUCAACUCAAGCAUGGCUACAAGGUUUCAAUGAUGCAGGUGUUGCUGUCUUUGGCAAAUCCGCGGAUGAUUUGAUGGAAAUCAAAGAGCGUGAUGAGGCAGAGUAUAACACAGUGAUGGCCAAAGCAAGUGGUGCCACAUUCAACUUUACAUGCCGUGCGAAGCAAGAUACAUACAACGAUCAAACACGCGUUCGUUAUGGGAUUGUUAAGCUGAAUCCCGUGGACUAUCGCGAGGAAGCAAAAUAUCUGCGGGACCUCCUCAACUCCCCUUGGGCGCAGUGAUACUCGAAGGUUUGAUGAUGCGGACCACACCGAAAUAAAUGUACGAUAGCCUUCCUUUUCCUUCUAUAAAAAUAAAUCAGAUCCGUCCGUUUGAUUUUUGAGUUUAAAGUAUUUUGGACCGUUGAGAAAGUAUCCAAUUGCCGCAUUGCAAACAUGUAAGUAUAAAUGUUAAGUUGUAAAAAUAUAGUAGCGCGUUCUUUAUUAGUGUUGCGUGUGGUAAUCUUAAGAGUUCAGGAAUAUGUAGUACAGGUCAUGGUGGAUCUAAGGGAUAAUGAUACGCUUUUAGUAGAAUUCGCCAUACGACACCCAGCCCUUUCAGUAUUUCCUUGGUCGCUACUUUCCCAGCUGGAGGAAUUUCAAACUGUAGAGACCCAAGAAAUGACCAUACAUGGCUUUCCAGAAUCGAUUCAUCGCCGUCCUUAAAUACUGGUAAAGCGGGUGUAGCGGAUGUAGAUCGAGCCAUAUCAGUAGUGGUAGACAGAUCAAACAGAUGAGCGUUAGUUGAGGAGGUACCGCUUGCUUGUGCUGUAGGAGUAGGCUGGGUUAUUGAUGUCGAAACCCCAGUGGUUUCACCAAACCAUCGCCCGCCGCCACUUGAUUGCUCCAUAGUCAUGGUCACGGUCAUUGUCUCCGUCGCGGUAGUUGUGCAUGCUAGAUCACCUGCAUUUGAAAUAGGACGUGAUGGAUGGCUCAUAGGCCGGAGCUCGUUUCGCAUGUCGAGGAGAGGCAUAAGCAAAAGAAUGAAAGGUAAUAUCCAUAUGAGUAUCUGGCUUGAUUUGCGUAUGAUGUCCCAGCUCGUGACUCCUCUUGAUGAAGCGGCGUGACGCCAUGUGAGCGACAGCCGGGGAUCAAACAGUUCAUCCAUAGCAUAAUGCGAUAGUCUGUAACCUUCAGGAGUCUUUCGGUGUUCCGCAAGAUU